AUGGCCGAUACAGAUAAAUUAAAUAUUGACAGUAUUAUAGCACGUCUUCUUGAAGUUCGUGGGUCUAGACCAGGCAAAAAUGUUCAGUUGACAGAGUCUGAAAUCAGGGGUCUGUGUCUGAAAUCUCGGGAGAUCUUUCUGAGUCAGCCAAUCUUAUUGGAGCUUGAAGCACCACUGAAAAUUUGUGGUGACAUUCAUGGGCAAUAUUAUGACCUCUUGCGUCUCUUUGAGUAUGGCGGCUUUCCACCGGAGUCCAACUACCUCUUCUUGGGUGAUUAUGUAGACAGAGGGAAGCAGUCCUUGGAAACCAUCUGCCUACUGCUGGCUUACAAGAUCAAAUACCCAGAAAACUUCUUUCUCCUGCGAGGCAACCACGAGUGUGCUAGCAUCAACAGAAUAUAUGGAUUUUACGAUGAAUGCAAAAGGCGGUACAAUAUCAAACUGUGGAAAACAUUUACAGACUGUUUCAACUGCUUGCCGAUUGCUGCUAUCAUUGAUGAGAAAAUCUUCUGUUGCCAUGGAGGCUUAAGCCCAGACCUGCAGUCCAUGGAACAAAUCCGGCGAAUCAUGCGCCCAACAGAUGUACCAGACCAGGGCCUGCUGUGUGACCUCCUGUGGUCUGACCCAGACAAGGAAACUAUGGGCUGGGGAGAGAACGACAGGGGUGUCUCCUUCACUUUUGGAGCCGAAGUCGUAGCCAAAUUUUUACACAAACAUGAUCUGGAUCUCAUCUGUCGAGCCCAUCAGGUGGUUGAAGAUGGCUAUGAAUUUUUUGCUAAGCGACAGCUGGUGACUCUGUUCUCGGCACCAAACUACUGUGGAGAAUUUGACAAUGCUGGGGCCAUGAUGAGUGUCGACGAGACACUGAUGUGUUCCUUUCAGAUUCUGAAACCAGCUGACAAAAAGAAAUUCCCAUAUGGAGGCUUGAAUGCAGGCAGGCCUGUAACACCACCACGUGGCAACCAAAAGGCUAAAGGAAAAAUGUAG
Messenger RNA from Candidula unifasciata, 987 nucleotides. The record is from the annotation of a GenBank genome assembly. NCBI's taxonomy places the organism in Eukaryota, Metazoa, Mollusca, Gastropoda, Stylommatophora, Geomitridae.